GUGGGGGGCGAUUUCAAGCAACCCCGAGACUCGGAGGAGCUCCAGGUGCUUUUCUCCAAAUCCUUGUCCAGCUCCUCCUUUCGAGAAAUUCAGCCUAAAACCGGGAUUUCCCCCCCUCCUUUCCAGUUUCCUCUUGAACACCCCUCUGCCCGCUCCCCUUGCUCAAAUUCAGAACCCCUCGGCUGCUGCCCUGGGAGCAUUUCCUGGAGGGUAACUCCUCACCUGUAUUCCGCCCCCCCAUUAUUUUAGCUUGAACCGGGAGCUCCUUGCAGGGGGUUUCUGCCCUUGGAAAUUCGCUUCUCUGCCGCAGCCAGAGAUUACUUGCUGCGGGGAGGGGGCUGUCUAAGUGGGGCUCCGCCCACCCACCCUCCAAGGCUUUGCUUGGCAAGUGCGCAAGGAACUGGCUGGAGCAGCAACCCAUGGCGGAUGAAAUUUUGGAGCAGUUGCCCCUGGCAGAAAAGACAGCCACGUGGGGCACCCUGGGAACGAUUCGACCUCACCUGAAUUUUGAUGCCGCUAAAGAUGCCCAGACGUUCUUUGAGGCCAUCACUGGCGAAGAUUUCGACGCUUCCGGGAGCCCAGAUAACUCGAGGGGCAGGAGCAGAGCCUGCAAACUCCUGCUUUGGAGGCCUCGGCUGAAACUGGGGGGGCCGGGUCUCCCCAAAGGGGUUGACUGCGGAGUCCUCCUUGACCUGCUGACCAGCCGGAGCAGCGAGCACCGGCAACAAAUUGCGGAAGCCUUCCUCGAAUUCACCCAACAGGGGCUGCUGAAAACUCUGGAGGCCGUCUUCCCCAGCCAGUUCCAGAUUAUUAUCGGGGCUUUGCUCCGUCCGGCGGCUCAAACCGAUGCCCUGGAGAUCCAGGCGGGAUUGCAGGGUCUGGAGGUGGAAACCUUGAUUGAAAUUAUCUCCACUCGAACGGCAAAACAGCUUCAAGACAUCCUGGCUUAUUAUAAACAGGAUUUCAAAUCAGACUUGGAAAAGGACAUCGCUUGUGGCACCACCGGUGGUUUUAGAGACCUUCUUCUCGCCCUGGUCAAGGGCCAGCGGGAACUCUAUUCGGGGAUGAUCGAUUACGUCUUGAUACGGCAAGAUUCGAAGGCUCUGGUUGAUGCAGCCACCGGUGGGGACGCUGAACACCCGGAGGGGAGCGAGUGGGUCCGGAUCCUGGCUCAACGCAGCCCCGAACAUUUGAGGAGAGUGUUCAGCUGGUACCAAGAGACGACCGGAAUCUCAGUCGAGCAAACCAUGGAGAAACAUUUCCGGGAAAACUUCCGAGAAGCAGGUUUAACGCUGGUUUCCCUCCUGAGAAACACACCGCUGUAUUUUGCCAGCAAGCUACACUCGGCCGUUAAGGAAGCAGGACGCGACCCCCGGACGGCCGUUCGAAUCAUGGUCUCCCGCAGCGAGACGGACCUCCUGAGCAUCCGCACCGAGUUCAAGAGGCGCUACGGGAUCUCACUCUACUCCUUCAUUCAGGUAAAGCCCCAGACCCCGCCCCCACCCCGGUGGGAGAAGUAA
Messenger RNA from Pseudonaja textilis, 1520 nucleotides. Lineage: Eukaryota; Metazoa; Chordata; Lepidosauria; Squamata; Elapidae. The record is from RefSeq and is a predicted model, not a curated record.